Messenger RNA from Tachysurus vachellii, 2195 nucleotides. RefSeq lists its product as uncharacterized. NCBI's taxonomy places the organism in Eukaryota, Metazoa, Chordata, Actinopteri, Siluriformes, Bagridae. The transcript has 4 exons. The record is from RefSeq and is a predicted model, not a curated record. Bases 1262 to 2113 code for a protein of 283 amino acids.
CUCUCGUUACACAACACAAAUGUGAUGUCGUACACAGAAAAUAAUGAAUGCUAUUUCAUGAGAUUUUGGUUUUAAGGUGUAUGUUUUCCUGCUUAAUGUCUGUAAGUAUUCCUUGGAGCAUCCAGGGACUGAGAUGGUCGUUCACGCACGUCUCAAGCCACCUUCACACUGCACACGACAAACGACCGCCGAUAAACCGGAAGUCAUUCAUUUCCUAUGGAGAGUCGCAACGUCGCUGCGUGAGGUGCCGACCAUCUGCGGAUCCGUAAUUUUCGGAUCCGUUUUGAGCGUUGAAUCCGUUAAAAAAAUGUAACUUGAGAUUUAAACUUUCAUACAAAUGUCCUAAUAGUCCUGCAGUGUGAUCUCUGUGUUUGUUUGAUUUCAGUCUCAGACCUUUCCUGUGUGUCUGGUAAACUUUUACAAUGUAUUAUUACAUACACAACUGUUUCCUACGGAGCCCGCCUGGUCACCCCUUGGAGAAAAGAAAACAAGACCCGCAAAUCCGUGAUCACGGUUUUGUAAUUCGUCCCCUCAGUUUAUAAACCGUACUCACGGAUUAUUAAACUGUUCCCUCAGUUUAUAAAUCGUACUCACGGAUUAAUAAACCGUACGCACGAGUUAACAAUCCGUGCUCUCAGAUUUGUAAACCGUACCGUCAGUUUUUGUAAUCCGUACCCACAAAUUCAUAAACCGUGCGCACGCUUUCGCAAUCCGUACCCACGGUUUUGCAAACUGUACUCACGGAUCUGUAGCCUCUCCCUCAUUUUAGUCAACUGUAGUUCACAAGCACUACAACAGAACAAGAUUCCGGGUACGUUGUUAAUAUUAUCUGGUUAUUCUAUACUAAUCAAUGUAUAUUCAAUACAUUCAAUUGUUUCAACUGCAUGCUUAAAUUCGCCAUUGUAACGGAUAAUAGACAACAUUUUGGUGUGUGUCAUAAUCAUAUGUUUAUGAUAUAUAUGUAUAUAUGUGAGUGUUUAUGAAUGUUUAUUUUAAAUAGAUUGUACAGAAUACUGCCCAACUGUGUUAAGACAAAGAAAGAAACACAUGUCUUCACAACUGUCUGACCACCUAGGAGAAACACAACAGACAGAUAUAGAUAAAUAUUAGUUUGUAAGGGAGGAGCUCCAAGGCUCAGGACCAUUGCAUGGAUAUAGAUGGAUGUAUAGUAAAUGCAAGGAAAGAGGAUUUCAUGUGCGCAAAGAAGACAUCCGCCUGAUUCUCUCAACUCUUGAUCCAUUGGGCACAGAAAUGCCCAGAAAUGAAGAAAAAGAAGACUGCACAGGAGAGUGUACUUUUCAAAAGUACUUUUCAAAAUUUUGUGUGGCAUGUUGACUCUUACGACAAAUUGAAGCCAUUUGGCAAAUGUAUCAAUGGGGCUAUUGAUGGAUUCUCAAGGAGAAUACUAUGGCUGAAUGCAUACUGCACAAGCAGUGACCCUAAAGUCAUAGGAGGUUACUUCCUUGAAACAGUAAGAACUUUUGGUGGCUCUCCUCGAAUCCUGAGAGCAGACAUGGGAACAGAAAAUAGUGUUAUUAGGGAUGUUCAAAGGUACUUGCGACGUGGUGAUGCCGAUCAACUUGCUGGAGAAAGAAGCUUCAUCUAUGGCAAAAGUACAGCCAACCAAAGAAUUGAGAGCUGGUGGGGUAUUCUUAGAAAAGAAUGUGUGGAUUUAUGGCUUGAAUAUUUUCACCAGAUUAAAGAUGAAGGCUACUUCGAUGGCAGCUUUCUGGACAAGAACCUUGUGUUAUUCUGUUUCCUGGGUUUGAUCCAGGAAGAGCUCGAUUCGACCAAAGACACGUGGAACAGCCACCUGAUUCGGCCAUUAAGAAAUAGCCUUGUACCCCAUGGUCGGCGGGAUGUCAUGUACACCCUUCCUGAAUUAUAUGAGACAGAAGACUACAUAUGCCAAGUGACAGUGGAAGACUGUGAUACCUGUGAAGAUCAAUGUAUCCAUCGCUCUGACAUCCCUUGUGAUGAGGACAUUUUCACCCUGUGUUCACACAUCAUGGCACAACAUCAGCUUCGUAUUCCCAAGGAAAGGUUUACAGCACUUAAUCUGUAUCUUGCACUAAGACAAGAGCUUACUACAGAGUUAAAUAUUGUGAGAUAAAGACAUGUUAAAAAGCCAUUAGCACUAAAAAGUUGUUAUGGACAGUUUAACAGACAGUUCUUUCAUUAAAUUAUUAUUAUUA